CCAUGGCAGCUGCCAUUAGAACAGUAUUUCCCAAUACAAUCCAUCGUGUGUGCAAGUCGCAUGUACUGAAGAAAGCAAAGGAAUUUAUGGGGAACAUAUACUCCAAGUGUCAUACAUUCAAGAAAGCAUUUCAUAAGGUUCUUACGCAGACACUAACAGAGGAGGAGUUUGUUGCGGCUUGGCACAAACUGAUUAGAGAUUAUAAUCUGGAAAAAAGUGUUUACUUGCGUCACAUAUGGGACAUAAGGCGUAAAUGGGCAUUUGUAUAUUUUUCCCAUAGGUUCUUUGCUGGGAUGACUACUACACAGAGAAGUGAGUCUGCAAACCAUGUGUUUAAGAUGUUUGUGUCACCCUCUAGCUCUAUGAAUGGCUUUGUUAAGAGGUACGACCGGUUUUUCAAUGAGAAGCUGCAAAAAGAGGACUCGGAGGAAUUCCAAACCAGUAAUGACAAGGUUGAAAUUAAAACAAGGUCACCGAUAGAGAUUCACGCAUCCCAAGUAUAUACUAGGGCUGUUUUCCAAUUGUUCUCUGAGGAGUUAACCGAUAGUAUAUCUUACAUGGUGAAACCUGGGGAGGACGAAAGCACCGUGCAAGUUGUACGGAUGAACUCGCAAGAAUCAUUCCUUAGGAAGGAAUAUCAGGUGUCUUGUGAUUUGGAAAGAGAGGAAUUUUCAUGCGUUUGCAAGAUGUUUGAGCAUAAGGGGAUUCUGUGCAGCCACAUCUUAAGGGUACUUGUUCAGUAUGGUUUGUCAAGAAUUCCAGAGAGGUAUAUACUGAAAAGAUGGACGAAGGAUGCUCGGGAUACUAUACCACCUCAUCUACAUGGGUACAAAGAUGAUGUCGAUGCUUCACAAUCGAGGAGUUACAUACAUGUAAUGCUGAAAAGGAAGACUGUGGAGGUGGCUAAGAUUGCUAAUAAAGAUGUGCAGACAUUUAAGAUGGCAAUGACAGUCAUGAAUAAGCUUUUGGAGGACAUGAAAAAUCAGUUAUCUUUGGAUGAUGGUGACAAUAGUAGAGAAGCUCCGAAGCGAGCAGCUAGGCAUAAAUCAAGGUCUACUGUAUUGACUAAAGAUGGAAACGAAGAUGUUGGUGGAGGUGAUGAGGACAGUGAGUAUGACGUGCCAAGUGAGGACGAGGGUGGAAAUUUGACUGCUGAUAUACUUCCACCGUUGAAAAAGAGAAGCAGAGGAAGACCUAAGGUGAAUAGGUAUAAAUCGGGUGGUGAGGUUGCCAGCCUGAAAAGAAGAAAAGAAGUAGGGAUUGAGAAGAAGAACACAACCAAUGAGUGUGAGUCCGUUGAAGAAGAAAACCAAGUCAUUGAUCAUGAUGAUGAAGUGCCCUUUCCUCGUAGGUUUUGCCACACAUGCCACGAAGCUGGUCAUAAUUCGCGAACUUGCGGCCGGACAUCUACGUACAAGAGAAAACUUUAGAAUAUGGUUCCCUGUAGUUUAGUUGGGACUCCUCUGAUUGUUAGAAGUUGUUUUGUUUUAAGUACGUGAACAAAUUUUUGAGAGGCGUGUGUUUUUUCAUCCUAUGAGCAAUUUAUUAAGAUUAUGUAACCUGUGGAUUGGUCAGUAUAUACGACCUUAAGUAAAGUAUGCUUCUAGUAGUAAAUUGUGUCUUUUUUGGGUAGUGUAUUUGCACCGGUUAAAAAUGGAUGUCUGCUGUAAUUAGUUUCAUUUGGAUGAUGGUGCUUUCUCUAUAAAGAGAGAAAGAGAUAUAGUAUACUGGUA
Oryza sativa Japonica Group (Japanese rice) is the source of this 1733-nucleotide messenger RNA. Lineage: Eukaryota; Viridiplantae; Streptophyta; Magnoliopsida; Poales; Poaceae. The record is from RefSeq and is a predicted model, not a curated record.